AAGGCACACACGGCAAAAGCAAAUGGCGUCGUCUCUCCUCCUCCUCCUCUCACCUCUCCGCUUCCUCCAUUUUCUCUACAAAAGACCUAAACUCAAACCCCCUUAUCCUCCCCUCUCUUCCUCCUUCAAACCCCUCCUCAAUUCUCGCCCCCGCUUCCCUCCCUAUUUACCCCGCUGCCACUGCUCCUCUUCUUCCUCCUCCGCCUCACUCGCCGACUCCGACUACAAAUCCCACGCGCUCCUCCUCGGCAAGGACAACCGCGCCGCUGUAAACGCCUCCCAGCCGCGGCCGGAGGAGAACGCCACCACAAUCGCCGCCAUCGUGACCUCACUCGGCGGCCCGCCCGGCGCGGUCGGAAUCGUCCGGCUCUCCGGUCCCUCCGCCGUGGCCGUCGUCGGCCGCGUGUUCCGUCCGGGAAGAAAGAAGAAGAAGAGAAAGAGCGACAGCACGUGGCGGCCGACCAGUCACGUGAUUGAGUACGGCGUCGUUUUGGACCCCAGCGGCAAUGUGGUCGAUGAGGUUUUAGCUGUGCCUAUGUUGGCCCCAAGAUCAUAUACACGUGAAGAUGUGGUGGAGCUUCAAUGCCAUGGGACUCAGGUGUGCCUGAACCGUGUUCUCAGAGCUUGUUUGGAAGCCGGAGCGCGGCUCGCGGAGCCAGGGGAGUUUACCCUGCGUGCCUUUCUCAAUGGCCGGUUGGACCUGACUCAAGCUGAAAAUGUUGACAGGCUCAUUUCGGCAAAAUCUGUGGCUGCAGCCGAUGCAGCACUAGCUACAAUUCAGGGUGGCUUUUCUACAAUGGUGAAAUCUGUAAGGUUUCAGUGCAUUGAGUUGCUUACUGAAAUUGAGGCAAGGUUAGAUUUUGAUGAUGAGAUGCCACCACUUGAUACCAAUCAAGUUGUAAAUAAGAUACAUGCUAUGUCACAAGAUGUUGAGAGUGCUCUUGAGACGGCAAAUUAUGAUCAACUUCUGCAGUCUGGAUUACAGAUUGCAAUUCUGGGCCGUCCAAAUGUUGGGAAGUCAAGCCUCCUCAAUGCAUGGAGCAAAACUGAAAGAGCUAUAGUUACAGAAAUUGCUGGGACCACUCGGGAUGUGGUUGAAGCCAGUAUUACAGUUAGUGGUAUUCCUGUAACCCUUCUUGAUACAGCAGGCAUCAGGGAAACCAAUGACAUAGUGGAGAGAAUUGGUGUGGAGAGGUCAGAAGCAGUUGCUAUGGGUGCUGAUGUCAUUAUUAUGGCAAUAAGUGCUCUUGAUGGCUGGAGUCAAGAGGACACUGAACUUCUUGACAGAAUCCAAUCUAAUAAGAAAACGUCUGGAUCUUCAACCCCAAUAAUCCUUGUAAUCAACAAAAUAGAUUGUGUUACAUCUGAGUGCUUGGAGCGGGUUCAAAAAAAUGUUGAUUCUUUCAAUAAGCAUGUUUUCACAUCUGCCAUCACUGGUCAAGGAAUCCAAGAUCUGGAGAAGGCAAUUUUAGAUAUCAUUGGUCUCAACAAAUUUCCUGCAGGAAGUCGAAGAUGGACUGUGAACCAGAGACAAUGUGAGCAGCUUGUCCGAACCAAAGAGGCUCUUGCAAGGUUGAAAUCCUCAAUAGAGGAGGAAAUUCCGUUGGACUUCUGGACAAUUGAUUUGAGGGAAGCUGCAAUGGCGCUUGGCCAAAUAAGUGGAGAAGACAUUUCGGAAGAGGUUUUAACCAACAUUUUUGGCAAGUUCUGCAUUGGUAAAUAGAAGAGCUAGAAAUUGUAUUGAUGUGUUGGAAAUGUUGUCCCCUGUUAGAUAUUAAGGGCGAGGGGCGAAACAGUUAUUUACCAUGUACAUUACAUGAAUGCUCUUGUUUAAGUUCGGGGUUAUCUCAAAUAGUGAAAUACAGUAGCUAAUGAAGUAGCAGAUCUCAACUUUAGGUAUUAAGAAUGAGUCUUUUGGUUGCUUUAUGCUA
Molecule: messenger RNA, 1931 nt
Organism: Argentina anserina (silverweed cinquefoil)
Lineage: Eukaryota; Viridiplantae; Streptophyta; Magnoliopsida; Rosales; Rosaceae
Exons: 9
Coding region: 23-1723 (566 amino acids)
Biological process (GO): tRNA methylation; tRNA wobble uridine modification
Cellular component (GO): cytosol; cytoplasm
Molecular function (GO): GTP binding; protein binding; GTPase activity
Source: RefSeq, a predicted model, not a curated record